GGUUACCGACACGAGGGAUUGUUAGCACCAAUAUUGCUCAUAUAAGUGUAUUUAAAUGUCGAUAGACAUGUAUAAAGUAAAGUCACAAUGUAAGAAGUGUUUACCAAAUCUUUCUUCAAAGAUUUGUUUAUUGCUUAUGUGAAUAUCGCUUUGCCUUCCUUUUCAUUACUUCAUUCAUCACUUUGUUCUCCAGAAUAUGGGAAUUAUGGAUAUUUAUCAUUACUUUAAUACUGAAAUUUCAGAUCCUAGAGUUUCUGAUUGGCCCUUGAUGUCAAAUCCAUUUGGCAUAACAUUGAUUUUACUCGCUUAUUUAUCUUUUGUGCUUUAUUUUGGACCGCUUUACAUGAACGACAGAAAACCUCACGCGCUCAUCAAGACUAUGAUAUGUUAUAAUAUUUCUGUUUCAAUUGGAAGCGCCGUUAUAUUCUAUGGCGUACUCACAUCUGGCUAUACAACGCAUCUUUCUACGGGGUGUGAACCUUUUGUUAUUUCAGAUGAUCCUAUGUCGCUUAGCAUGGCUCGGUGGGUAUGGUGGCUUUUUAUUAUGAAAUUAAUCGAGCUUGUAGAUACUGUUAUCUUUGUUCUAAGGAAAAAGUAUAAUCAAAUAUCAUUCCUUCAUGUAUAUCAUCACGCAAUAACUGCCUUUUCGGCGUGGCUUUCCUGUAAAUAUGCACCUGGUGGCAUGUGGACCUUCGUAAUAUUACCUAAUUGCGCAGUGCACGUAAUUAUGUAUAUGUAUUAUCUUUGUGCUUGUUUGGGAUCUAAAAUGCAGAAAAUAAUUAGUCCUUGGAAAAAAUAUAUAACUCGUUUGCAACUGAUCCAACUUGUUAUUAUGUCGGUCCAUACGUUCCAAGCGCUUCUACCGUCUUGCGAACCUACGCGGAAACCAUUAGCAUACUUUUACAUGGUUCAAAUUGUCAUCAUGUUCUACAUGUUCAUAGACUACUAUAGAAAGUCGUACUUGCGAAAAAAGAUUGAGUAAAUAUCAAAAGUAAUGUCUUACAAUAACGCAAUAUAAUUAUAGCCCCAGAUAUGGAAAAUUCAUUCUACAUUGGAUUUGAAUAAAUGUCGGCAUGUGAAUAAACA
This is a messenger RNA of Wasmannia auropunctata (little fire ant), 1086 nucleotides long. RefSeq names its product elongation of very long chain fatty acids protein 1-like. Gene Ontology annotation, molecular function: fatty acid elongase activity. Lineage: Eukaryota; Metazoa; Arthropoda; Insecta; Hymenoptera; Formicidae. Gene Ontology annotation, biological process: fatty acid elongation, saturated fatty acid; sphingolipid biosynthetic process; fatty acid elongation, monounsaturated fatty acid. Gene Ontology annotation, cellular component: endoplasmic reticulum membrane. Bases 197 to 982 code for a protein of 261 amino acids. The transcript has 7 exons. The record is from RefSeq and is a predicted model, not a curated record.